AUGUUGAAGAAGCUGCUGUCAAUUGGCGGCGGGGAGAAGAAGGCGAGGAAGAAGGGGGCGCAUCUGGCGGUGUACAUCGGCGCGGAAUUGCAGCGAUUCGAUGUCCCAAUCGAGUACUUCCGCCACGAAGGGUUCGCGAAGCUGCUGCUCGAGUGCCGCGACGCCGACGCGCUGGAUUUCAACAUCAACCUGCCGAUCGAGAUCGAGUCGUGCUCGGUGGAGAGGUUUCAUCGGGUUUGGAGAGGCGCCGUCGAGGAGGAGAAUGCUCUCCGGCGCCGGCGGUGGCGGCUGUAG
This is a messenger RNA of Linum tenue, 294 nucleotides long. Lineage: Eukaryota; Viridiplantae; Streptophyta; Magnoliopsida; Malpighiales; Linaceae. The record is from the annotation of a GenBank genome assembly.